Molecule: messenger RNA, 3619 nt
Organism: Striga asiatica
Lineage: Eukaryota; Viridiplantae; Streptophyta; Magnoliopsida; Lamiales; Orobanchaceae
Source: the annotation of a GenBank genome assembly
CCACCUCCACCUCCACCUCCACCACCACCACCACCACCGCCGCCGCCACGUCAUCAUCAUCCUCCUUCCCCUCCGACGACCUGGAACUUCUGUCGAUCAAGCCGACCUCCCACAGCUACACCUCGCUCCGGGACCUGCUGCCGGCGGCCGCGGUCAACUCCCCCAAGCCCGGCCCGGCCCUCAUGACCCCGCCCGGAUCUGACAUCUGCAUCCGGAACCGCCUCGUCAAGCAGGCCGCGUGGGCCUACCUCCAGCCGAUGUCCACCUCCCCCGGAUCCUCCGGCGGCGGGUUCCUUCGCCGCCUGUGGCCACGCGCCGCCGCGUUCGUCGAUUUCGUCCGACGCAGCAUCGCCCGCGCCGUGGGCUGGGCGCUCCGGGUUUUCUCGAUCCGGAGCUCCAGAUAGCGAAAACCGGGUCCGAUCAUGCGCUUCGCGUGGUUGCUCUGUAUUGAUUGGUUAUUAAUUUGUAUCUGAUUUCGAUUUUCGUGUUGGUGUGAAUCGGAGUGGCCAAAUUGCGAUUUACCUAAAGGAGGGUUCAAAUUGAAAAGUUAAAAGGAAGUAAAAGGAAUAUGAAAUUUCACUUACGUGUGUCAUUUAACCCUUUUUAUUUUAUACACCUUUCUUUUGGAAUCCAUCAUAACGCUCAUUUCAUCCUCAUAGUCGCAUUAAAAAUUUUAAACAUAUGAAAAAAGAUUAAUUAGGAAUUUAUGAUUCGAUACAGAGUUGUUGAACUGAAAUUAAGUGCUUUGGAAUUUCGGAAAUAAAUUCUAUUGUAUUGUCUUGAUACGAUCGUCCAACAUAACUUUUUGGGUAGAUAUACUUAUUGUUACAUAAAUCGUCCAUCAUAUUAUUUGAAUAAAAAUAUAUAUUUAUAAUAUUAAAUGUGAUGUUCUAAGGUCUCAUUGUCCCAAUAUUCUCCCAGUAAUCCACAACAAAAUCUGUCCAUAAAAUCAUCUUCAAACACAUGUCUCAUUAAAAUAGAUUCACUGUUAAGUUAUAACUUGAACUUAUUAAUGAUUUAGUAGAUAAAAAUAAUUUUUUAUUAAAAUACUUUCAUAAACUAAAAUUGAUUCAACUUUCAAAUCAACUAUACUUUAUAAACUAAAAUUGAUUUUUCCAAGUUACUACUCCAGACAAAAUAUCUAUCGACACGAAAAUGGCACAUGCAUUUGGCAGGAAAACACUGCAAAAGCACCAGUUAUGCAGUUAUGCUACUGAAAAUAUUUUCCUCCAUUUCACGAACUCAGCGUACCAACAUCUACAGCUUCAGGAGAUCUUUUCCGGCAAGGCGCGUAAAAUCGCAGAUGGGCGUUGAAAGCUUGAGCUUGAUUCGGAAAACUAAGCGCGCGAGUUUCCGGCUAAUCAAUGUUUUUGGAUUUGAAACGGAUUUAAUGGAGAUUCCCAGCCAAGACCCGAAAUGUCAUGUCCUUUUUAUCCCUGGAAAUCCGGGUGUUAUCUCGUUCUACAUUGAUUUCUUGGAGUCUUUGUAUGAGUUGUUGGGAGGGUCUGCUUCUGUCACUGCCAUAGGCCACAUAUCCCACUCUGAGAAGGACUGGGGAUCUGGGAGGUUGUUCUCUUUACAAGAACAAAUAAGUCAUAAGAUAAGCUUCAUAGAGCAGGAAUUUGGAGAUGAAUUACCUAUAGUGCUGGUAAGCAUUGACCACAUUAGAAGUCUCACCAUUUUUCAAUGACCAGUAAUGCUUCACCAGUUACAUAUAUUUAAUCACAAAUUGGUUUUUUCACCACUUCUGUUAUCUUCGCUUACAUUUUGUGUCAUCAUAGGUAUUUUUCUUGAUGUCUAUAUUGUUGAUGAAUAUUUGACACUGUAGUAUUGGCCUUCAAACAUUGGGCCUGCCACAAGGGCAAGUGAUCGAUCUGGAAACAGAAAAUUAAAGGACAUAAAAGAUACAACAAUGCAUGGCAUUUUAUUUAAAUGUUUAAACGUGUAGUUUGAGAGAAAAAUGUUAACUAUUCAGUUUACCGUGAUGAAUGCUUCUAUUGCAGCUGGUCGAAUAUGCAACAACUGAUGUGGUUAGUUUUAUUUCAGUUUCCUGAAAAAUAACUUCGUGAAACUUGUCAAAGCACAUUCAAUUUUUAUUUUUUUCUCUUUAUUUAUAUAAUUUUGUUACUGUAAUUCUGAAAUGUUACAGACUCUGUUUUUAAGUAUGUAAAAUAUUUUUUUGUAUUAUGGUUUGAUACUUAAUCCACACUGAAGGUCGGCCAUUCCAUUGGUUCAUAUAUCUCUCUUGAAAUACUAAGAAGAUGUCAUGAGAAGGUCAUAUACUGCAUUGGCCUAUACCCAUUUUUGGCUCUCAACGAUAAAUCCUCGGCACAGUCAUCAAUUAAAAAAAUUGCAGCGCUGCCAACUAUAUGUGCUGUACUUAGCUUUAUGGGAGGCUUGUUAGGUAUGCUCCCGUCUCGUAUUUCAAGAUUCCUUGUGAAAAUAUCGAUGGGGAAAUCAUGGUCAUCUUCUUCAAUCAAUGUUCUAUGCACCCAUGUUCUCCAGGUCGAGUUUCAUUAGUGCCUUUUUUUUUUAUUUAAUUUAUUUGUUUCUGCAUGGUUGGGAUUGGAGAUCAGGCAAUUUUGCCAGCCUGUGCUUUUUCAUAUGAAAUGAUUAUAACAUAUCAUGAAAAUUUGAAUAAAUUGCUCCCUCCCGUUCACAAUAAUAUAAUUUGGCCCGAGGAAAAGUUGUCCAAGAUAAAGAGUGACUUUAAGUAAAAAUGUUUUACUUACCUAUGAAAUGCAUCUAUAAUGUACAUAAUAUUCCAAAUUAACCUCCAUAUGCAGCAUUUUGCUACUUUUCCUUACUCGUUGUUUACCUUACGACGCCUUUGUUAUGAUUUUUUGAGCAAGUGAUAAACGAAUUUAAAAACCUAUAAUCUCUUACUUUUUCACAUUUCUUAGCCGCUAAUCGCUGUUUUUCACCCUAAAUGGUUUAUCUAUACAAUUCUGUAUCUGAUUCAUUUGACUUGCUCCAUGAUCACAAAACUUUCUACUCACAGUAUCAUACAAUCCAGAAUAUGCUGUAUAUGGCAAUGACCGAAUUCCAGGAGUUGCCAGAAAAACCGGAUUUGGAUUUCAUCCGAGAAAAUAAGAGCCAAAUCGCACUUUUGUUCGGUCAAGAUGAUCACUGGGGUCCCUUGCAUUUAUACCAAGAGAUUUGCACACAGGUCCCUGAUAUUAGCAUAGAGGUCGAACGUGAAGGCCACACGCAUGCUUUCUCGUGUACGGAGGCCGGGUCAUUAUGGGCUGCUCAGCACGUUUCGAGCUUGAUCAAAAGUAACAUCGAAACUCGAAAAAACAUUUGAUACAUUCUCAAGUGUUUUCUUUGGUCAUAAUGACAUUAUGACUUCAUGGAAAACCAAAGCCACACACCAAAUUUGUGAUCCAGGUAAUUUAACAGUAAUUUGGGAGGGGACUUGACUUUUUCUGUACAGUUUGUGGGGACUUUUAACUUGAAAGCUGUGUUAGGUUUUGUUGGUCUUCACCGACAAUGGCUAAAGCUCCCCUAAUUCCUAAUUAAGCCAUUGUUUUAUGCCUUGGAUUCGAGUUGACUGAAAAAAAUGGUGUGGUAAAUAUUUAUAAUGAGAUAUAAUAUUAUUAUAUUUUUGAGAUUUACC